Molecule: messenger RNA, 8185 nt
Organism: Desarmillaria tabescens
Lineage: Eukaryota; Fungi; Basidiomycota; Agaricomycetes; Agaricales; Physalacriaceae
Exons: 14
Coding region: 116-8185 (2689 amino acids)
Molecular function (GO): Hsp70 protein binding
Source: RefSeq, a predicted model, not a curated record
CUCAAAUCUAUUACGACGACUUGAAAUAUGGAUAGUGGAAGAUAAAAGGGCAAUCAACUCCAGCAGUGACGUACAGCGGCGCCCCAUCUUCUCAUCAACAGAGUAAGCUCCUACCAUGGCUCAGUCGUUUGGGGAGUAUGCUCGACCCACCGAUACAAUAGCCGCAAUCUUAGGAACAUAUCCAUUUUCUAUCGGUCUCUUUCGAGAAUUGAUUCAGAACUCUGAUGACGCCAAGGCCUCAAAGCAGGUCUUUGUCUUGGAUUUGAGAAAGCAUUCGACAGACACCCUAUUCGAUGACAAGUUGGCCGGCACGCAGGGCCCAUCUCUUCUCGCGUACAACGAUGCGCUUUUCACGCAGGAGGAUUGGGAAGCCUUGCAAAGCAUUCAUAGGUCUUCCAAGAAGACCGACAAUACGAAGAUUGGAAAGUAUGGUAUCGGAUUUCGCUCCUGCUAUCAUAUAACAGACUAUCCACAAAUCCUCUCCGGCACAUCCCUUGCUAUCCUGGACCCCCAUCACCAUUUUAGCGAGUCAGGCGGAACCAAAUUAAACUUUGCUGAGCUCGGAGACUCAUGCGCUGACCACUUGUCCUGCUUUGACUUCUUUCUGCCGCUCAGCAACUCUCGAACACCCUUCUCGGGGUCUAUAAUCCGACUUCCCCUUCGCACCCCCGAAUCCCAGAGCAGCAUCAGCAACAAAGUUGUCACUCCAGGAGAAAUACGCACCCUCUUUCGUGACUUCAUUGAAGAAGAGCUCGACAUUUCUCUUCUAUUUCUCAAGCACGUCUCCAAGAUUGAGAUUCACGAGAUCGACGAGCAGGGAGUUCAAACCUUUCUCGCUGGCGUGUCGAUAUCCAAGGGAUCACCUUCUCAGUGGGUAAAUGACGGCAGCCACAGCACACUGAUAGAGACCAUCAGCAUCACAUCACCGUCCCGAAAUGAUGCCAUAACCUGGCGCAUACUCCAGUCUUCAUUCGAUCAAGCCGAAUCGGCGUCAUUGAUAUCGUAUAGAUUAGGACGAGACGCACAUCCCUUACUUUCGAAGCACAAGCUGGUGCCUUCAAUAUCACUCGCCGUUCCCAUGUCCAUCGUGACGGCCGAACAGACAUCUGGUCGACUGUUCACAUACCUUCCACUUCCCAUCCGCACCGGAUUCCCAUGUCACGUCCACGGACUCUUCGCGCUGACUCAAUCGAGGCAGAAUCUCAGCAACAAGACAGAAAUCGGAAUUGUCCGUGGAAGCGACGACAGUGUCCUUGUCGAGUGGAAUCAAUUACUCUUCGAGAAGUACCUUCCCAAGGCUUGGGCAACACUUUUGCCUAUUCUCAUUGAGCAAGAUGGGCUCAAACAGAUCUAUAGAGCUUGGCCGGCUGCACAACCUAUCGUGGAAACGGGUGAUAGCACGUAUUGGCAAGACCUGCCUCGUCAUCUCCUCACAGCCGUUGUCUCUUCGGGGUUUAUGGUCUGGCCUCUUGUCCCACGCAGCCCUAAGAAUAGGGCUCGGAAUACACCAGUUGCCGCAUUCCAGAAUCUGCGAUCUGUCAUCGUAGCAAGCAGUGCAAUCGACGUCAAGGCCCUUCAGGCCCUGGUAGAUGCAGGAUUGAAUAUCAUACAGCCCCCUGAAUAUAUCAUGAGGGCGGAUAUCAAUCAUACGGCAUUAACUCCGGACAUCGCACAUGCUGGAUUGCUCCACCAUGUUUUUGAGCUGGAACAGCUCGGCGCUUCAGAUGCUAGUGCCUCACUAGCCAUUUUGGAAUAUCUUCUAUCGACAAAGAACCUUACGCUCAUCCUUGGCCUCCCUAUCAUCCCAUUAGUCAGCGGGAAAUUCGCAACGCUUCAGCAUGACACCCCAAACGUCCAUGUUCUACUAGAGAAGGCUGAAUUCGCUACGUUCCAGGAGUUUGAUGGCUCAGCUGUACCCUUGGACAAGCUUUCGAACCCUACUGGAGAGCUUCUGCUUACACAGGGUACCGACGGCUACAACCUGAAGCACCUUCGUCCCGAACAUGUUGUGGAUUAUCUGCGAAUGUCUCCAUUUGGAAUAGAUUUUUCGACCGCUGAGAAAUUCAGCGAGACUGCUGUUCUGUGGUUAUCGAAGUUCUGGGAAUGGUUAAAAGAGUGGAAGGAGAAGGAGGCAUUAUUGCCGGUGAUUUCUCAGUUCCGCCUUCUGCCAUCAAGGAACGGGUCACUAGAAUUUGUUGGUGAUGGACUGUUCUCAGGGGAAGCAUUGGAGGCGUCAGUACAGUCCGCGCUUCAGUUGCUGCAGAUCAAAUUUCUACAUCCGAAAUUCUCAGUUGCUGCUCGGAAUGCCCUCAAAGACGUACCCGGUACACUGCGAAUGCCAGACGCGGACAUCCACUCUCUCCUCGACCGUAUACGAUUCCCUAUCGGCUCCAACUUAGACAAGCAGACAGCUACCGUCAUCCUGGACUUUUUGAUCCCUUCUAUCCUCGAUUUCUGCCGUACCGAACGCCUUAGCGAUAGCCAAAGAUACAAGCUACGAUCAUUACCGAUCUUUCCAAUGCUUGUCCCUUCGAAAAGCCCGGUCAAACCUGAAAAGACGUCCAGAUUUCUGGGUAUCCCGCUGAAGGCCCCAAAGACAAACACGACGAAAGCUGUUGGUUCCAUUCCUGAUGGUGCUACUGUUUACGGGGUGAUGACCUCGACGUCCUUCCUCCUUCCACUCGCUCGUGACGUUGUAUAUCUCGAUGGAUCAAACAUUGACCUUGCAAUAUUAUCCCAUAUCGAGUCGGAGAACAGUGUGCCGCUUUCAGAGAUCGACGUUGUAGCUCUUACUCUGGAACAUUUUGGCGAGCAGUCCAAGUUCCUCCAGCACGCGUUCCUGGAGUAUAUGGUCCAACAGCGCGAUAGCUUGCCUCCUCGUUUGCUAAAGAUACUCCAAACGACGAAGUUUAUACCUGUCAUUGACGGCUCCCUGCAGUCAGCAGAGCAUGUAAUUGACCCCACGAUGCCAGUGAUGACUCUGUAUACAAACAGUGGAGAUCGUGUUCCGAGGUCGAUGGAUGAUGAUGCAGGCUUCGUUUUGAAGCAACUAAGGCUCCUAGGGGUACUUCGAGGAAUUCUGACGGCAGAGAUCCUCCUCGAGAGAAUACAGCAUAUAUCUUCGAUACGUGAUUCUCAUCCGAAGAACGCCAGAGAGAUAUCCAUUCGCCUGGUUGAUCUUUUAUCUACUUCUGGGUUCGACUGCACGCACUUGGAGAUACCCGUGGACGCAAGGUGGCUACCGACAAACCAGGGGUUGUUGAAUCAUGAAGAGUGCUUGGAUCGUGGUCUGCACCGUCCAGAACUGUUUGACGAAGUAUAUCCUUUAGUAGAGGAGACUAUAAGCGUCUCUCAUUCUCUCCGGUUGGCACUUGGCUGGGAUAAGCCGCUUUCGUUUGCUACCUUGAGCCAGCAGUUUAGCCUCGUCAUCAGUGCACGCGGCACGAAUAGCGCCUACAAGAAGCUCAGGGUUAUCAUAAAGGAGUUCAGUCAAAGGGCGCUUUCAGAGGAAGAUCUAGCGACCUUGAAGGAUAUUACCGACAGUCGUGCAUGGAUUCCGAUAAACUCUCGUUAUAUUGCUACUACCAGUCAUGCAGUAUUCUUUCUUCCACUUCCUCUAGCAGGAUUCCAUGAAAUCCCUCCGGCUUUAGCUGAUCGUCCUGAAAUCCGUGAAUUUCUGUUUAAGAUGGGAUGUACGGAGAGGCCCUCGAUCGAUAUCCUUGUGUCCGAACUCAAUAAUCUGCAUAAGUAUCCGGCUAGCCCAGACAAAACGCAAAUGGCUCUUUUGAUAUUGAAAGCUCUCCCACUCAGUAUGACCGAAGAAGAACGCUCAAAGAUCCUCGUUCCUGAUGUGUCCGGACAACUUCGUCCCUCAAGCGAGGUGUACUUCAACGACCUAGGCGAUCGGGCGUUCAUCGAGGCCGGAGACUUAACACUGGCGCAUCCCCAGUUGAAUGAGCAGAUAGCCAAACGUCUCCACAUGAGCAGACUGGGUCUCAAGUUCCUUCACUUGAAAAAACCGGCUGUAGAUAUGGGCGAGAAGCUAACGACCACCAUUCGAAAUGUUCUGAAGCAGUACACAGAACAACAGACACUUACCGAGUUCUUCGCUAAUGCCUCGGACGCAGGAGCCACGGAGUUCAAAAUCUUGGUUGAUGAUCGCCACGCUCCGUGCGAGCGUUUACUUUCACCCAUUAUGGCACCGUUCCAGCGCUGCUCCUCCUUGAUUGUUUACAACAAUAGUACGUUCACACAGACGGACUUUGAAGGCAUCUGUAAAACUGGAGUGGGCGGAAAGGAAGGCGAGACAAGUACAAUUGGACAGUUUGGUUUGGGGGCUCUUUCUAUGUUUCAUUUCACGGAGCUGGCAAUGAUUGUCUCCGGUGACAAAGUUCUAUUCCUCGAUCCGUCCAAGACACACCUACCGUUUGACGAUUGGGCUUCAUUGCUCCUGCCCCUUCAACAGAUGCAGCGGAUGUACUCAGACCACCUCGCCGCGCUUAACGGAUUAUUCGGCUUUAAGUUAUCGUCUACUACUUCUUAUGACGGGACCCUUUUCCGAUUACCCCUCCGAAACGCUUCUCACUUAAACGAUUGCUCCAUCUUGCGUAGUGGUCAAACUGCCGACUAUGUCCGGGACUAUAUCGUCUGGCCCUACUGGAAACAGGCCCAACAGUCGUUGUUGUUUACCAGAAUGAGAAGUGUCUCCACAUACUAUCGGCACAAGUCAGGUCGUAUCAGUGGCGGUUGGAAAGUAGAAGUCAAGGCAGAUGACUCUACGACAUCCGACGGGGAUUUUUCUAUUCGCAAUCGCUAUAUAAUUGGAUAUGCAUCUCCAAAGGUCGAACCAGUACAAGAGCGUUGGACGGUGGUGACGACAUCCCUCCCUGUCACGAGCUUACCCUCCGAAUUCAAUUCUUUGAAAGAACCCCACCGCUUGCGGUCUCCCAUCAUCGUAGGACUUGCCGCACGGACUACCGCACGAAGCCCGAGCAGUCACAAUCUCUUUUCAACACUACCUCUGCCCAUGACCUCCACGCUACCAUGUCAUCUCACAGCGUCAUUCAUCCUUACACCCGAUAGACGACACAUCAGAUUUGACGAUUAUGACAACCUCGAAUCACAGUAUAAUCGGUGGAUAUUGUCUACUGUAGCGCCGCCUCUCUAUCUCACACUUCUUGAAAAUCUACUUGUAGUGGUCGGACGUAAUGACAUAUGGUGGCCGGGUAAUACGACGCAGCAGGACAGCGUCACUCGACUUCUUGUCGACCGAUUCUACACAGACGCUCUUCCCUCUUGUCAGCGUCUAAUUUGUCCCAGUCAUUUCAAUCCCUCGAUUCGUAUUCGACCUUCAGAUGCCGUGAUCCUCGGGAACCAGCCUGCCUCAGUGACGCAUGUGCUCGAGCUUCUUCGCUUGCCACGAUAUGUCGCAUUCCCUCCUAUCAUCUGUGAACGUUGCUCAGGACACAUCAAAACAUUUAAUCAAGAGGUCUUGAGAGACGAGAUUGCUUUGCGUGGUUUCAGUUUAAUUGCUGGAUUUGAGACGGGAAAACUCACGACAAAUGACAUCCAAAGUCUUCUUGACUACUUGUUAGAAGAUCCCUCUAUCAGUUUAAUGGAUCUUCCUCUUCUCCCUCUGGCAAACGGAUCGCUUGUCCCUCUACAUCCAGCUGAUUACAAGAAGAAAUACUAUAUAUGGAAGCUAUCAUCCAGAAAGCAAACGCUUUUCAACUCAGGGGACCUAGUGCAUCUAGACUUCGAUGCAAACCGGCUAACGCAGAACGGCUAUAAUGUCUCAGAGCUUCAGGCAUCAGACGUUGCGAACUUGAUGCGUCCCUUCAUUACGGAGGCCGACAUAUUCAAUGCGAAGAGCGCCAAGGACGAGGCUUGGAUCAAAAAAUAUUGGAAAGAAUUUCCCAGCUUGAACAUGGAUCCCGAUAUCCACGCCCAAGACUUUCCAGUGAUUCCCACCAUCCGCCCUGGACAUUACGUUUCCAUGAAGGCAUGCAAAAACCUUCCUGACGUCGUAACGGUUGGUAUCACUGAGCCUGAUUGGCUCCCAGAUUGUCUAGAUAAACUAGGCAUAUCUGCUGUUCGGCGUAACGACGAAAGACUGCCUACGUCGGUACGCACUGUCAUCUUGGCUCAGCCCGUCGUCAAUAUUGACCAAAUCAUCAAACUAUUUGAGCACAAGACUUCUUCAUUCAAAGCACUGGAUGACGAAACGCUCGCCAAGUUUACAGCAUGGUGCAGAGAUAAGAUCGGUCAAUGUUCUUCCGAAAAUAUUUCAGCAGCUCGCUCGCUUCCCAUCUGGCCCUCUCCUUCGCAGGAUGGCAAGCAGUACCUUGCUGCGAAGGAGAAACGAAUAGCCAUGGUUCCUUACCAGUUUCCUCAUGAUGUCAUCAGUCCAUUCAUGAGCUCUUCCUGUGUCGAGUUCUCUCAAGGCCUUCGUCAUCUCGGCGUGUCGCCAGUGGGCUUGGAUACUUUGUGGAAAAAGCUCAAACUUCCCAAAGAACUUGGUCCAGAUAAUACGUCUGCUUAUAAGCGGCUCGUCACUGCUCUUAUAUCUGACCAGUCCUUCACAAUUCGGGAGAUACCCCUUCCCAAUGGCACUCGUCGACUUGUUCCGUCAAACACAUUGUAUGCUCGCGAUCCCCUGUUUACUGCUGCCUUCGGGUCGUCCGAAGCACAUUUUAUGCUUGAGGAAUUUAUCGACCUUGAAGCUCGACUCGGGCCAUUUGGACUAAAGAGCACGAACAAUUUAGAUACAGAUACAUUCUUGAUUUGCGCAACUUCGAUUAACGAUGACGUUUCCGGUAGAGAUCGAGACGGACGAGCAAGGCUAGUAUUCAUGGCUUACUGCGAAGACCUACCUCUUCGUAUUGCUGUCAACGAAAACCAGUCUUGGCGACAGUUGGAUAACCUGCGUUUUAUUCCUCGACUGCCUCUCAGGCAAAAGUCAAUGGGGAUCGCAGAACUCUCUCCUUAUGUCAAACAAUUGCCUGAGGUGAUCUCCCCAAACGAGAUGAUACUACCGGAGUACGAGCCUAUUGCCUGGUCUCAACGUGCUAUUUGCACGGUUCGGCCCGCUGAAAGGGUUCUCCUCGCAAAUCCUGGUCUCGGGAAGCCGGCCAAUUCUGACGUGAUCCAACACCUGCGUGUGCUUGCAUUGGAAGUAGCAAGAGAUCAUACUUUUGAUAGGCACGUAUUAUCUGAUCUGAAGGCCACAUACAAAUGGCUCGACGAACAUCAAGAUGAAGUCGGGGAGGAAAUGAUCAAGCUUCAUCAAGAACGUCUUUUCUUAAAUGUUGACGAUCCGAAGAGCGACGUCUGGAUGUGGAACUCUGCUGACGAAAUGUUUUUCAAUAUCACCGAAACCGAAGAGUUCAAGACUGUUCACAAAUUUCUGGAACCGUACAAGGAUCUUUUAUACGUCUCUGGCGUAGAGAGUAUCAGUGAUCCCCCCCGUCCUGAACCCGUCCUAUCGUCGGUCGAAGCGCAGUUCUCUAAACUGAGAGAGGGAUUCAACGUAAUGCGGCUCGAAGAGAAGUUAACUGAUGUUGUGUUUGUUACGGAGGAUGAUCAACACUUUGCUGCGCACCGAUCAUUUUUGUCGCCGAUGAGCGAAUAUCUACGUGACUUAUUUUGCGGAGAAUUCACUGAAGCCGGCCCUGCUUCUGCAGAUGAGCCGAUCGAAGUCAGCGUGGAAUAUCCAGGAAAGUGUUUGAAGACCGUACUAGACUUCAUAUACACCGGAACUACACCUGAUUUUGACGAUAUUGGCCUUUCUGUUCUCCUAGAUAUCCUAGACUUGUCGCAAUAUUGGGGUUUCACCGAACUAAACGAAAUUACCCAAGCCAGGAUCAUCGGAGGGAGUUUCAUCAACCCGGUAACGUUUGAUGAUAUCCUUCAUCGCGCAACUGUCCUCGACGCCAAAUUCCUUCUUGAUGCUUGUGAAUAUUAUGAACGCAAAAACAAGGAUGCUAUCCACCGACUUCGUGGCGAAGGCAGGGUUCGGAGGGAGAACCCACGAUAUAUUCCAGUCAAAGCGAAAUCUACGCCGAUUAUUCCGUUGGAUGACAACAGUCCGAUCAGCAAUAAACUACGACCUCGAAAGGUCCGCAGAUUCAUGCACCGGAUUUCGAUGAGCUUCUCGCGUAGAUCAAGAGUCGUACCGCAAUCUUAG